CUCCGAAAAAAAAUAGAUGUGGAUAUUGCAGACAAGCCGGGCAUAGAAGAUCUCAUUGCCCGACCAAUCCAAAUAGAUAGCAAUUAAUGGAUAUUUCAGUUAUGGAGGCGGGUCCAUUGACACGUGAUGUUCUUUAUGACCAAGAGCGCCACCGAUCCGCGAAGAUAGACGCUGGGGAGGCCCCGAGUAUUACUAUUGUCGAUCAUACCCGUGCACAUUCUAGCUGGGAGUUGACGGAUCCACAGAUACAAUAUUAUGUGCGUCAAGCCGGCUUUUUUGAGUGUUCACAAAUUAAAUGGGUAAGACUUGAUUGGGCACUUUUGACGGCAUUGGUUGAACGAUGGAGGCCCGAGACAAAUACUUUCCAUCUGCGCCAAGGAGAGGCGACGAUUACCUUACAGGAUGUUGGGGUUAUACUUGGCCUCAGAGUAGAUGGUGAUGCAGUGACGGGCACCGAUGACUUCCACUAUGGCACUACGUGUGAAGAAUUGUUGGGUCACACUCCUACAAUGAAGGGGGGAAAGAUCAAACUCGAAUGGUUAAGGAAUAACUUUCAGAAUGUACCGAUCGAUGCGACUGAUGAGAUCAUUAAGCGCUAUGCCCGUGCAUAUAUUUUACAUAUGAUCGGUACUAUUCUGUUUCCGGAUUCCACUAAGGAUUCCGUGCACGUGAGAUGGUUACCGCUUCUUGGGGACCUAGAAGAGUGUGGAGAGUUAUCUUGGGGGAGUGCAGUGUUAGCCUACUUGUAUAGAGAGAUGACGAAAAUAGCACUCGUACAAAAUAAAGAAUUGAAGGGCUGCCUCACUUUGCUGCAGAUAUGGUCAUGGGAGCGAUUGCAUAUGGGAACACCUGAUUUGAGGGAGGCCCGCGCUCUCGAUGGGCAUAUUCCGUUAGGCUGCAGAUGGAAUGUGUCCAGAUCUUGGCAAACCUCUCCAAAGGGGCAUGAAAACUUUUACAGAAAUGAGCUUGAUCAGAUGGAGGAUGAACAGGUCAAAUGGAUGCCCUACGAGCUAGUGUUGGAGUCACUACCGGAUAUUUGCCGAGAAGGUGAGGAUGUAUGGCGUGCUCGCGUCCCCCUUAUAUGCUUUGAGAUUGUCGAAAUGCACUUGCCUGACCGUGUGCUUCGACAAUUUGGACUACGGCAACAUAUUCCAGCGCCUGUGGAGAGAAUAGAGAGAGAUCCAAGAAAAGGUGCACAUCGUGCUAAUUGGCAAAUAAUUCGCCAAAAUUACAUCCAUAGGUGGGUUUUAAGGGAGGAACAGGUAGUGAUGGAGAGGGCUGAUGCACCUGACCUAGGUGUGUACCUACGGUGGUAUUGGGGGAUUACUCGCCGGUGGAUAUUUCAGGAAAACAAAGCCCCGAAGGAGUACAUACCAAGAGGCCCAGUCGAGAGAGAGUUGGUACAAGAGCUCGAAGAGCUUUCCGGAAUGGCACAUGACGCAUUGCGCACGACUACCGAGCAGGAGCCGAGGAACAUGUUCCUUCGAAUGAUAAAAAAGAUACGGUCGGCUCUUCAGAGGACGCGUCAUGCAAGCCGUGAUGGACGGGAGGAGCGACCAAUUGAGUAUGGGCGGCGACGUCGACGAGAUCACACGGGGGCGGGAUCAAGCUAUUCAGAUCUCUCCUUUCUUCUACCCCCUUCAUUACCUUCCACUACUAUACCUGUAUCAGUGGCACUUAUACCUUCGUAUACUCAACCAACUCCCUCCUUCACUCCAAUGGCAUCAAACGAUAGUGCUCUUGAUUCAUCCACACCUCCUGGACAUUCGUCUACUACAUCCCCUUUGCAACAAGAUACUCCUACUGAUGUCCCCUCUGCAUCUGUUACAGCUUCUCCCGAUGUGACUCCCCCCCUCACCGCAAUCCUCCACGAGAUCGUUAUCCCCCUGCUCGCUCGGGGAUUUUCACAAGAGUAUGAUAUUGACUAUGAAGAGAUUUUUGCUCCUGUUGCAAAAAUGACAUUCAUUCGCACUCUCAUUGCUGUUGUAGCUACAAAACAUUGGCCUUUGUAUCAAAUGGAUGUUAAAAAUGCUUUUCUUAAUAACGAUCUGUCUAAGAAAGUAUACAUGCAGCCACCUCCUGGUUUUUCUGCUCCUCCAGGACAUGCCUAUCACAUUCGUCGUGCUAUAUAUGGUCUCAAACAGGCUCAUCGGGCUUGGUUUGAGCGUUUUUGGCAAUCUCUUAUUUAUAUUGGUUUUAUUGAAAGCCUAGCUGACUACGCUCUAUUUUAUCUGUUCUCAGCCUCUGGUACAAUUAUUCUAUUACUUUAUGUUGAUGACAUGAUAAUCACUGGGAGUGAUUCCUCUGCCAUUACUUCCUUAAAGCAACAUCUUCAGAGACAAUUUGAGAUGAAGGAUCUUGGAUCACUUCAUUACUUCUUGGGUAUUGAGGUUGCUUCCUCCUCUCGUGACUAUCUUCUCUCGCAGCAGAAGUACAUUGCAGAAAUUCUUGAGCGUGCUACUCUCAAUGAUCCUUCCAUUGCUACCACUCCUCUCUCCACACCUAUGAAAAUAAACUUGAAGCUUCGACAUGAUGGUGGUGAUCCCUUAUCGCAGCCUACUCGAUAUUGGGAACUUGUCGGAGCAUUUGUUUAUCUUUCAGUAAAACGUUCGAAUAUUGCCUAUGUAGUACACAUCUUGAGCCAGUUUGUCAGUAGUCCGACUUUCAUUCACUAUACAGCUCUCAUUCUGGUUCUUCGAUAUUUCCGUGGCACUAUAACCCGAUCAUUAUUUUUCCCUUCAGACUCUUCUCUGUCUCUUUGUGCAUAUUCUGAUGCUGGAUGGGCUAAUAAUGCAAACACUCGACGUUCCACUACUGGCUUUUGUAUUUUUCUGGGUUCAUCUCUCAUCUCUUAG
Molecule: messenger RNA, 2855 nt
Organism: Asparagus officinalis (garden asparagus)
Lineage: Eukaryota; Viridiplantae; Streptophyta; Magnoliopsida; Asparagales; Asparagaceae
Product: protein MAIN-LIKE 1-like
Exons: 8
Coding region: 87-2855 (922 amino acids)
Source: RefSeq, a predicted model, not a curated record